CAAACGAAUACAAAGGAAACCGAACAGUUUACACCCAGCAUACAAACGGGGGGACCCGAACCCCGACCAUAGUGCACUGUCCUGAAAGCUCAAACACCACCAUUCCAACAACUUACUAAAGUAUUCAAAUGCAACUAGAGGUGAAAUGGCAGGCGUCCAAGCGCCCGAUGGCGAUGAUUGAUCAGUAACUAACCCGGUGAGGAAGUCAAUAAACUAGUUACAGGAAAACCGAGCCUUAGGCGAAAGCGGUGGAUUAUAACUUCCUUUAUUUAAACAGAAAAGGUCAAUCGAUUUUAUGCAAACCACAGCUGGUUUAACUAGAUUUUAUACCGGGAACUUAUUCCGCCGCCAGCAGCGUCAGCGUGGUGGGUCUGCGGCAGGUAGCGGCCGUAGAUCCGGCGUAAAAUGCGGUUGCUCCUGCGCAGCGGCCCCUUGCUUUGUGCCAGUGUGACAGGGAUGACACUCUUCGCGUCUCUGAACCUAAGUUAGCACUGCUCUGUCUGCUGCUUAAUCUGCCACAUCGCCCUCAUAAUAAUAAACGCUAAGAUCCAACGUCGAUCGGCAUCAUGAACGUCGCUGAAGUGGAGGAGCACAUUUCACAAAAGUAUGAAAUAAAGCGCCGACUUGGAAAGGGGGCCUACGGGAUUGUGUGGAAGGCCAUCGACCGCAAAACUGGAGAAGUUGUGGCUGUGAAAAAGAUAUUUGAUGCUUUUCGGAACAGGACUGAUGCUCAGAGGACGUUUCGUGAAAUCUUGUUCCUGCAGGAGUUUGGAGAUCAUUCCAACAUCGUCAAGCUGCUUAAUGUAAUAAGAGCCCAGAAUGACAAAGACAUCUACCUGGUGUUUGAAUACAUGGAGACAGACCUGCACAUGGUGAUUAAGAAAGGAAACCUUCUAAAGGACAUUCACAAGCGUUACAUCAUGUACCAGGUGCUUAGGGCCACCAAGUUCCUGCACUCCGGCAACGUGAUCCACAGGGAUCAGAAGCCAUCCAACAUCUUGCUGGACACAGACUGCUCUGUGAAGCUGUGUGACUUUGGCCUGGCCCGCUCCCUCUAUCAGAUCCAGGAAGAUGCUGGGAACCCCGCGUUGACCGAGUACGUGGCGACCAGAUGGUACCGAGCCCCCGAAAUCCUGCUGGGCUCCUCCAGGUAUACGAAAGGCGUGGACAUGUGGAGCGUGGCCUGCAUCCUGGGUGAGAUGCUGCUGGGGAAGCCCCUCUUCCCAGGAACCUCCACCAUCAACCAGAUCGAAAGGAUCAUGAGAACCAUCCCACACCCUACGCCAGAAGAUGUGUGCUCCAUUAAGUCGGAGUAUGGCUCUUCGGUUAUCCAGAGGAUGCUCCUACGGCCACAGGUUCCUCUAGAGGACAUGCUGCCGUCCUCUGUGCCCCCAGAUGCCUUGGACCUUCUGAAACACCUGCUGGUCUUCAACCCUGACAAGAGAAUGACGGCUGAGCAGGCCCUCCGACACCCCUACGUGUCCAGGUUCCACAACCCAGCCAAGGAGCCAGGUCUGGACUACGAUGUGGUCUUGCCGGUGGAUGAUGACGUCCAGCUCUCUGUGACACAGUACCGCAAUAAGUUAUAUGAUAUGAUCCUGGAGCGGAGAACCAGCCUUCGCAUGCAGCACCAGGCCCAGCAGAAGGAGAAAGAGGAGUCCAGAGCAGGUGGUGACUUCAGGGCCCAAGGUGAGGGGGCAACCAGGCAAAGCAAGGUGCAGGAAAGGCAGAAGGAACCGCCCAAAUCCCAACCUGCCAAAGAGAGGACGAGCCCCACGGUCAGCCCCGAAGCAAGCAAGACCACCUACAACCCGAUAACGCACAUCCCCAAUGGUGUGAUCAAGCCAGUCUCCAACAUACCAAUGCAGCCCUGCCACCAACGAACUGUGACCGCCAGCAAACCACCUGCGGAACAGAAAUAUCAGGAGAGUAUAAUCACGCGACCAACAGAGGGCGCCAACGGCAGCGCACCCUCUGUCGCCCCAGAUCCAUGGCAACGCGGUGGCUCCCCCCCCGUGUCCCGCACGCGCUCUUUCUCCCUGACGCUCACACGACCCCAGCUCAACCCGCUGCUGAGAAGGGACGAGCCCGCUGUGUCUGGCAUCACAGUCACCUCUGCCCGCCUGAACCAGAGAUGGCCAGCCCAGUCACGAGACGUGCGGCCACCUCCCAGGUUCAGUAAGAAAGUCUUCCAGAGCCAGUCCAACGUAGGGGCAUCGGGAGACCCCCGGGCUAAACUGGGGAGCUAUUCCCAGGCGUACGGCACCAUCAACAAAAGUGAACUGGACAACCUGCUGAGGAACCGGCAGACCCAGUGAGCAUCGAAAGGGUAGAAGGGAAGGUAUGGAGAGGCUACAAAGAAAGCUGAGAGAACUGGAGAGGACGACAAUCAAAGCUGGAAGGGCAGGAACUCAUCACAAGAUGCAGAACUGCAGAGUGAAGCCUACUAAGAAGAGAACACCACUGUGGAUGUUCUCUGCAACCAAGAAGGGGGAUAAAGAGCAGAGCCCCUUCACAGGGUCACACUCAGACCAGAUGCUACAACACUACAUUACAUUUCGUCAUCCCCAAACACUAUAUCAAAGAAAUAGAUCUUGUUUGCCAAAGCAAUUUAAAAUACAUUUUAAAAUCAGACUAUUCUCAAUGUUUUUGCUCAUAUCUCUUAUAAACAUGCCACUCUUAAGAGAUGUUCCUUAAAGAGGACAAUUGGGCCUGUAAGAUGACGUCACAGUUGUGGGGUGUUUUAUUUACCAUCCCAGCACUUAAAAAAAAAAAAUGUUCUUUCUGUUUUUCCCGAUAUGGUCAUUUACGUAAUAUUAAAACAAAACUCGUUUUAUAAUUCGUUAAAACCUGAAAUGUUAUAUAGCUUUAAUGCAACGGACAUUGGAUCAUUACAACUAUUUUAUCUAAAUGUUAGAUAAAAUCUCAAUAUAACUUGAAGUUUCAAAUAACUACAGAAAAAUCAGAGCAACAGGUAGGCCUAUAAAAAGAACUAAUAAUUGUGGAUUUGCUCGGGGUAUUAUAUUUUGAAUUGCACGAGUUAAGGAGCACAGCUGCAGGUCUAUUAUGAAAAGUCAGGACAGGUAGUUGCAGUCGGUCCCCAUUAGUCUGAAAAGGGAACAGGAAGGCGCUGCAACGAAUUGUUGGUCACAGGCUAAUUUGAAACAUGCGGGCCGUGGUCCUCUCUCACACAUUCGUAUUCUGUUUAAACACAAGAUCACCUCUACUUCUUUAUUAGGAAAAAAUUAAUAAUGUUCAUUUCUUAUUCAUGUGCAGGCUACUUAAGAACCGCACACUUUACGUUUAAAUGCAUUUAGACCGUCACCCUUCGGAUGUCAUUAAUCACGUUUAAGUCAAACAACAGGUUUUGAAAAAAGAAAAAAAAAUACGCCGUGUUGUUUUCACAGAACAAAGGGUCUCUAGUCGAUUCGUGAACGAAUCGUUGUUUGGAACCGGUUCUUUUCAAUGAAUCAGUCGAAGCGAUUAUCAAAUCUAAGCCAAUUUAAAUAAAAAAAUAGUUUUAAAUGUCAAAGUAUUACAUUUUUUAAAUAUCUGAAUAUUUUAAAUAUCGGAAUUUAUACCCCUUCCGCAUACCGUAAUCUGUUGGGUUUGUGCUGCGUCUCUAACUCCUCGUUCGCUAAGAUCGACCGAAUUACUGAAAGCCGGUUCAUAAGAACGAAUUGCUCAUGAAUCGACAACAUUACUCAGUAGUUUGGCUGAACCGGUUACUCGGCGAGACUCCUAAGACCCGAAACUCACCGAGUUACCUAUUCAGAUGGUACUGAAAGGCUGCUCGAAAGUUAAGAUCUCAAAGAAUCGGGAUACGUUUCCCAAAAUCUCCCGUUAGCAGCUUAGCUGGAAUGGUUCAGUUGCAUGGCUCCAGCUAUGUAAGAUGCUAACGUUCUUAGCAACUAUAUGCUUUUGGGAAACGUAUCCCCUUGGUUAGAGCCCUUGCGAACAGCGUUUGCUGAGGCAAAUAUAAUAUAGUUUUAAAGCCUACGCAUUCUACAUAUUAAA
Paramormyrops kingsleyae is the source of this 4017-nucleotide messenger RNA. RefSeq names its product mitogen-activated protein kinase 15 (gene mapk15). Gene Ontology annotation, biological process: protein phosphorylation. Gene Ontology annotation, molecular function: ATP binding; MAP kinase activity. Lineage: Eukaryota; Metazoa; Chordata; Actinopteri; Osteoglossiformes; Mormyridae. The record is from RefSeq and is a predicted model, not a curated record.